AUUUUAACCUCCACAAGCAAUAGAUUCGUCAAAUAAAAUCUGGUUACACUGACGGCGGCACAAUCACAGCUUAACAUAAAAAAUAAAUAAAGUAAUUUAUGUACAAUAAAACAACACAAUUGUCAAAGUGAAUGCAUUAAAUAUAUUUACAUUACAAGAUCAUAACUUAAUCAUAGAUUGAACACUAAAGUAAACACCUAAAAAAAAGACAAUUCACGAAAGCGAGGUUCGUAAUAAAAAAUGAAAAUAACACGUUACAAAAAAGUACAGAAAUAUCUAAAGUUUUAUUACAACAAUUAUGGAUUUCAUCAGCCGUACCAAGUCCUUAUCGAUGGUACAUUUUGUUUCGCUGCAUUCAAAGAGCAUAUUAACAUCAGAGAGCAAAUUCCCAAGUACCUAAACAGCCAGGCUAAACUACUGACAACGAGAUGUAUAAUUAUAGAAACAGAAAAAUUAGCAAAGAAAACACAUGGAGCUCUCACAAUAUUAAAACAGUUUGGUAUUCAUGAAUGUGGGCACAAAGAACCGGUGGCUGGAUCUAAGUGCAUAAUGUCCAUGAUUGGUAAGAAGAAUGAAAAGCAUUAUAUCUUAGCUACCCAGGAUCGAGAUCUGCAAUCCAAAUUAAGGGAAAAACCUGGAGUUCCUCUGCUAUAUCUACAUAACAAGUCACCAACAUUAGAGAAACCAAGUAGUGUGAGCUUUGACAAAGCAGGUCAAGCUCUGGAAACCAAUGAACAUAUUUUUAUCACUGAGAAUCAGAGUGAAACUUUGAAGCAGAUGAAAAAGAAAUUAGGUGUUGAAGAAAAGGUUGAAGAACUGAAUGUCCCUAUUAGGAAGAAAAAGCCCCAUAACCCUAAUCCUUUGUCUUGUAAGAAAAAGAAAAAUAAACCAAGCAGACAAGGAACAAAAAAAGAAAAUGUGACUGAAGGAAAAGUCCGGAAAAGGAAGAAAAAUAAGUUUCCGAAGCAUUUAAAAAAUGAACUUAAAAGUGUUAUUAGUCAGUAAUGUAUUAUUUAAGAACUAAAAUUAUUCUUUAUUUCUUUGAUUUGAUAUUUGCUGAUUUAAAUAAAAGAGCUUUAAUAAAUCAGAAUCUACCAAGAGAA
Bombyx mori (domestic silkworm) is the source of this 1103-nucleotide messenger RNA. RefSeq names its product rRNA-processing protein UTP23 homolog. The transcript is spliced from 2 exons. Bases 241 to 1005 code for a protein of 254 amino acids. Lineage: Eukaryota; Metazoa; Arthropoda; Insecta; Lepidoptera; Bombycidae. The record is from RefSeq and is a predicted model, not a curated record. Gene Ontology annotation, cellular component: nucleolus; small-subunit processome. Gene Ontology annotation, molecular function: small ribosomal subunit rRNA binding.